AUGGAUCCAUACGACAGCGACUCGUCCGGCCUCGAGGAUGCGGGGGACUACACUGAGACCGGAGUAUUACUGGGCUACGCCUCGACAGAACCAACAGACGACACAAUCAGCCAUCUUGGCGGGUGGCCGACAUGGCUAGAUGAGAGCACCCCUCCUCCUGGCGACCUGGCAAAAUGCAAGGUCUGCAAUGACCCGAUGCUCCUGCUCCUCCAAUUGAACGGCGAUCUCCCCGAACAUUUCCCCGAGGAAGAAAGACGUCUAUACAUUUUUGGCUGUCCGAAGAAGACCUGCAAUCGCAAACCAGGCAGCGUGAGGGCUCUGCGGGGUAUUAAGAGGUUCAAAGUCCAGUCCUCAAAACAAACGCCAGCGAACAACUCGCAAACCGAAUCUUCCAAGACGACAACAACAGAGAAACCAGAUUUAGGUUCUGCUUUAUUUGGUACUGGCUCGUCGGUCCUGACGUCGAACGUGAAUCCAUUUUCGACCUCCUCCUCGUCUCAAUCACAAAACAACCCGUUCGCACCACUGCCUUCGGCUUCAACACUCGCCGCGAAACCACCGCAAAACCCAGCAGUCAACAGCUUAUCCGAAACAUUUGCUUCAAAAUUGCGAGUCUCCGACCCGGCACCAGAGCCAAAAGUUGCUGCUGGGCCCGUUCUGCCAUGGCCAGCGCAGUCGGAUUUCCUUACCCCUUAUACGGAGUACCAUCUCGACGCUGAAUAUGAAACUCUCUCGCGCCCAUCAUCACCCACCAUACCAGCCAACACUACCAUAGAAAACAUAGAAACAGAAGAUUCGUCAAAGGGAGGAGGGGCGUCCGAUAGCAAGGAUACCAAUACCUUUGAGUCUUCAGUAGACAAAUCAUUCCUCCGCUUCUCGACCAGACUAGGCCACAACCCAGAGCAAGUGCUUCGAUAUGAAUUCCGCGGUACGCCGCUUCUCUACUCUGACACCGAUGCUGUCGCCAAGCUUUUCCCACAACCCUCCCAACAGCAGACACGUCCUAGGUUCCCUCGCUGUGACUCGUGUGGCAGUGAGCGUGUCUUUGAGUUGCAGCUUGUUCCGCAUACCAUUGCAGUGCUGGAGGAUGGUCGAGAAGGGAUUGGUCUCGGUAAAGAUGAUGCUGGUAUGGAGUGGGGUACGAUCAUUCUGAGCGUGUGCGCCGCCGACUGUGGCACGUCUGAGGGGAGUCAGGUCGGAUGGAGAGAGGAGUGGGUGGGCGUGCAAUGGGAAGAAACGAAGUGA
Messenger RNA from Talaromyces rugulosus, 1245 nucleotides. RefSeq lists its product as uncharacterized. Gene Ontology annotation, biological process: maturation of SSU-rRNA. The coding region runs from base 1 to 1245 and encodes 414 amino acids. Gene Ontology annotation, cellular component: cytoplasm. The transcript is spliced from 2 exons. The record is from RefSeq and is a predicted model, not a curated record. Lineage: Eukaryota; Fungi; Ascomycota; Eurotiomycetes; Eurotiales; Trichocomaceae.